Molecule: messenger RNA, 384 nt
Organism: Eremothecium gossypii ATCC 10895
Lineage: Eukaryota; Fungi; Ascomycota; Saccharomycetes; Saccharomycetales; Saccharomycetaceae
Gene: SOH1
Product: mediator complex subunit SOH1
Exons: 1
Coding region: 1-384 (127 amino acids)
Biological process (GO): regulation of transcription by RNA polymerase II
Cellular component (GO): core mediator complex; mediator complex
Molecular function (GO): transcription coregulator activity
Source: RefSeq, marked provisional
AUGUCCGCCAAGUCUAGCGAGCCACCUUUCGAGCCGAGUAGCGAGGGCGAACAGUUGCCAAGCCGGUUCGAAGUGGAACUGGAGUUUGUGCAGUCGCUGGCCAACAUUCCAUACGUGACCUUCCUGCUCACGCAGCAUCAGAUCUGGCAAGACCCGCGGUUCAAGGCAUAUCUGAAAUACCUGGAGUACUGGUGCGAGCCGCCGUACACGCAGUUUAUUGUAUAUCCGAAUUGCCUGUUCGUGCUGAAGCUUCUGAACAGCUUCCUCGACAAGGCGGUCGAGAACGAGGACGGCAUCCUAGAAGGAGCUGAGGACCUGCCGAAGGUGAUACAGAUGCAGGGCGGGGAAUGGAUGAACCAAAUGGUGGAGCGGUGGCGCGGUUAG